Molecule: messenger RNA, 1756 nt
Organism: Paraphaeosphaeria sporulosa
Lineage: Eukaryota; Fungi; Ascomycota; Dothideomycetes; Pleosporales; Didymosphaeriaceae
Product: glycosyl hydrolase-like protein
Exons: 3
Coding region: 190-1620 (476 amino acids)
Biological process (GO): carbohydrate catabolic process; fungal-type cell wall biogenesis
Molecular function (GO): mannan endo-1,6-alpha-mannosidase activity
Source: RefSeq, a predicted model, not a curated record
CGUUCGUUCGCGCAUUCCUCAGCGCCUUAACCCGGCUGCCACGGAUACUUGGCUCUACCUUUUCUUACACCCACUUACCUGCCGAUACCUCCGCCAAUCUAUUGCCCUAGAAUUCGGCUGCCAUAGACUGUCGCUUCCUCCCAUUCACUCGCUUUUCUUCGGACCCUCUCACAUACACAUGUUGCAGACAUGAGGCUACUAUCCGCCGCCCAGGCUUGGACUGCCGUGUCACUCUUGGCGGCGAACCUGUGUUCGCUCCCCGCUUCAGCCAUUGUCCUCGACCCAAACAGCCAGGACUCGGUGCGCGCCGCUUCAAAAGAUGUCGCCCAAGUGCUAUGGUCCAUGUAUGCGACCACCGACAAUCAGGUCAUCUCCGGGAUAACCGGAUUAUUGACAUACCCGCCUUACUAUUGGUGGCAAGCCGGUGCUAUGUUUGGACAGUUGAUUGACUACUGGUACUACACUGGUGAUGACGGUUACAACGAUAUGAUUCGCGACGGUUUAAUACACCAGGCAGGAGAGAAGUGGGAUUUUAUGCCAGCAAACCAGUCCAAAGAUGAAGGCAACGACGACCAACUGUUCUGGGCCUUCACGCUCAUGAGCGCCGCCGAAUACAACUUUCCCAACCCUCCUGAUGGCACGCCCGGCUGGCUCGCUCUCAGUCAGUCAAUUUGGAACCAGCUUGCGACACGAUGGGAAGCUGCCACAUGCGGUGGCGGAGUGCGGUGGCAGAUUUACCAGUGGUUGCCCGGGUGGGGCUACAAGAAUUUGGCCUCGAACGGUGGAUACUUCCAGCUGUCAGCUCGGCUGGCCCUAUUCACCGGCAACUCGACAUACGCAGACAGGGCAGUGGAGAUCUUUGACUGGCUACAGAACACGAGCCCGCUUGUAACCCACGACUACGUUGUCUACGAUGGUGCAAAUGUUGAGGCGAAUCCAAGCAAAGGGGAUAUGGGGAACUGCACCAAGCCCGACACAAACCAGUGGACUUACAACUACGGCAUCAUGAUUGGAGGCGCUGCCUAUAUGUACAACUACACGAACGGUUCCGACAUCUGGAGAGAGCGCCUGACCGGAUUCAUCAACAAAACGGCGAUUUUCUUCCCUGAACAGAACAAUGGCAUUAUGACUGAGCCUUGCGAAGGACCGCAAAACUGCAAUGGCGACAUGGUGUCUUUCAAAGGCUACCUCGCCCGGUGGUACGCCGUAUCCGCCCAAAUCGCCCCGUUCACUGCACCCAUGGUCAUGCCCCACCUACAGAAGUCAGGCAUAGCGGCCGCCCAGUCUUGUGUUGGACCUUCCGCCACAGGUGUUGGUGGUUCCUACGAAUGCGGAAACCGGUGGUACCAGAAUGGCUACGAUGGCAAGUCAGGAGUGGGUCAACAAUUAGCUGCCCUGAGUAUCAUUGCUGCAAAUAUGGCACCAUGGUCGAAAGCUCCUUUGACAAGUCAUUCCGGCGGCACCAGCGAGGGUGAUCCCGGACUAGGUACCGGCGAAGACGAAGGUAUUCCGAAGCUAGAUUACGGCGUCGCUACAACAGGAGACAAGGCGGGCGCGGCGAUUCUCACGAUUUUCAUGACUGUUGCAACGGUCGGCGGCGCAUAUUGGCUGGUCAUUUAAGUCCAAUAGCACGACUUUGAUAUCCGGUGUUUUUGGAGUCAUCUUCACGGCGUUUGGAGGGUUUGUCGUAUCACGGCCUGGUGGGAUUGGGACCUGGCUUAGGCCUGGGUUCACUUGCAUUGGAAGGUGCAUGCUA